UCCACAAACUUUAUUUUAAUUUAAUUUUUAAAGACAUUUUUCUAUUGCUAGGUCCUGUCAACCGACACGGAGUAAAGUAAACACCGUUAAACUCUUAUUUCCAACUGAUACAGAUGUUUGGUAACAUAUUUAACGAAGACGACGUUGCUUUGAGUGAAGCAAUUGAAGAAAGCAGACGUUUACAGAUUAGCACCAAUGGCAAUGCACCAGAUAGCCCGCGUGCCCAGUGCCAGUUGGCUGGCAUUAACAACCAGGGAGCAACUUGCUAUCUAAACUCUCUUCUACAAACACUAUUCUUUACUCCGGAGUUUAGAGGAGCAUUGUUUGGUUUAUCAGAACGUGAACUAGGAAGAUUAGAAGACAAAGAUAAUCCUAGAUUAAAGGUCAGAGUUAUUCCCCUUCAGCUGAAAAGGUUAUUUUUGAGGCUUCUUCUCAGCAAUCGACAGAGUAUUUCCACAGUGGAAUUAACAGAGAGUUUUGGCUGGACUAAUAGUGAGGAACUGCAGCAACAUGAUGUCCAGGAGCUCAACCGGAUUCUCUUCCUGGCUAUUGAAGACUCGCUGGCUGGCACCCGAGGAAACAACCUCAUCAAGGAGCUUUAUCACGGCAAGCUCGUUAAUCAGAUUACGUGCAUGCAGUGUGGGAAAAUCAGUGAAAGGGAGGAGGACUUUUUAGAUUUGACGGUGACCGUCGGUGGAGUCGACUCGCUGGUCGAUGGGUUUCAACAGAUGUUUUGUGACAUGGAGAUGAUGAAGGGUAAAAACCAGUACUGGUGUGAGGUCUGUCGGAGACUGGUCGAUGCCAAAAAGGGAACUAAAAUAAGAAGCUUGCCUCCCAUACUGACCAUCUCACUGUUGCGGUUCAGUUACAACUUCAGGAAAAUGGAACGCUACAAGGAGACUGGAAAGUUUACAUUUCCUAUGUCAAUCAAUAUGAAAGAGUUCUUGGAUGAGGAAAUGCCCUCGGAUGUGACGGAAUAUGAACUGUUUUCUGUGGUGAUUCACCGUGGGAGUGCUCACGGCGGCCACUACCACGCCUACAUCCGAGAUGUUGAUAACCUCGGUAACUGGGUUAAACCUGAGAGCGCAGCGUUGGAGGUUCCCCGCUGUGCCUCGGCCACAGGCGACAUCCAGUACGACUCGCCAGUUGACCUGUGUCACCAGAUUCUGUCGAGACAUCCUCACAGGGCAAUGAACAUAAACAAGCUCUGCGUCGAGAUUUGCAAUCAGACUGGGCACUCUUGGAAUAAGCUCUUCAAGAAGCGAUAUGGUUCGAUUAAUAAGUUUUUCCAAAAGUAUGAUGACAAGUUUGUACUGAAUCUGGAUUCAGGGUUUGUUAGUUUAAGGCAAGACUUGCCACAGAAACUUGAGAAAAACAACAAUCGGACCAAAUCCCCGACUGACCAUAAGUCGAAGAGGCGUGAUAGUUCACAAUCUGAUGACAGAGACAGGAGAAAAGAUGAUGAGCGACCCUCUUCGCCACUACCACCGGAAGGCUAUCGAUGGUUCAAUUUUGAUGAUUCUGUAAUUAGUCCUAUCAGAGCUAAGGACAUAGAAAAACAGUUUUCUGGAAAGGAAAGUGCCUAUAUGCUGUUCUACAGAAAGAAAUCACUGAUCAGACCCGAGGAAGCUAUGGGUAAUCCAGUAUAUGAACUAUCCGAGAGUUUGGUCAACCCGAUUCUGCAGGAGAACAGGGAGCUGGAAAUGCAAAGGCAAGAGUAUGAGUGUAUCAUAAACAUGGUCACCCUGCAGGUUCACUUCUCGCCACACUAUGGUUAUGUUGACGGUGCUCUCAAGAACUGUGGUGGAGACCACGCUUUCACCGAGCUCACUAUGGACAGAAGACAAACGGUGCAGGACCUGAUUGUUGCAGUUAAAGAGAUAGGCGGUCAUCUGGUUCCUAAACAACUAGUUCUGCAUAGAAUGCGUGAUCUCCCAGCUGGCUUCCAUCUUUAUGAUGAGAUAACACAAGACUGUUCAAAGGAACUUGUCCAACUGUCCAUCGAUAGUGACACAAAGCUAUUUGCCUGGAACGGUCACAAGGUGAAAGAUAAACCUAUUCCAGUGGGCGCCAGCAGUGAGCCUGUCUACCUGACCAUCAUCCACGGAAACCCGGCUCAGUUCAGUCGCGGAUUUCCAAGAGACAUGACUUUCGACGACUUCCGGUCGUGUAUCUGUGAUCUCACCCAAGUGGACUUCUCCACCAUCGUGCUCAAGAAGAUCGUGGGUAAGAACUCUGCGAUGCACGUCCAGACUCUGGAAGACUGUACGUCGACUCUCGAAGGUCUUCAAUUCAAAGACGGGGAUCAAAUCAUUGUGGAAGACAAAAUGAAAAAUAGCAUUUCUUUAGCCGAGAAAACUGCUGCACGACAAAGUCAGUUCUUUAUUACAGUGCAGAACAAAUGUGGACAGUGUCUUCAUGAUGGCAGCUGGCCCAAGACAACUGUACAUGUCAGCAAAGAUAUGUUGCUGUCCACUGUCAAGUCGUGUGCCAUGGAGAAGUUUGGAGUGAAUGAGGUUCUGGACGGAGGACGUCUUCGUGUGGAUCAUGAGACUCUGGGACUGAGAGUGCCGCUGCAUGAAGAGUUGACAGUUGGAGAUGCUAAUAUUACCAACAAGUCGGUUGUCAUACUAGAGCCUGGCAAAGCUCCGGAAAAACACCAGAUCACAUUGACUGUGAGCUCCGGUGACCCUAACAUUGAACUCCCUGAGAUGGAAAUAACCGUGGAUUACAACAUCACCGUGGGCAGAUGUUUAAAACAUAUCAUCCACAAAUGUCACCUACGAGGUGAUUCAUGGCAUCUAAGGAAAACCAACUGGUGUGGAGAAGCAGCCGACCUUCUAGAUGACCUUGACAUAUCACUAGAAAACAGUUUGGUUAAUGAUGGAGAUCACAUUCUAUUGAAGGAAGGAAAAUUACCUCCAAAGGGUUAUUUCCAACUGCCCAUCUUUUUGUACUCUUUUGAAGAUAGUUCCCAGAAUUCGUGGAUCAUCAAUUCUAUUGCAAGUAGUAUUCAAGCUCUGAUGUCCAAGAUCCUCACGACCACCAGCUGCGCCUCCCACAAGGGCCUGGCGCCCAUCGGAGAGGUGCAGAUAUCCAAAGACGCAUCACUAGAGGAGCUCAAACAGAAGAUCUUGAUGCUGCCACAAGUUUUGGAGCUGUACAUCACAACACCAGAUUUCAUCCGCAUUCGCCUUAUCGAGAACAACCGCCUGACCACCAUACUCAGGGUCCUCCAUCAGUCUCUUAGACGCCAGAAGGUGACUUCCAGCAGUAGAAUCGCUAUCCAAGUGUUGGAUGUCGAAGAGCAGCUCAGCCAGUACGAGAUUGUCCUUGCUGUGAAGGAGAGAAUAGCAGACACGAGAGACUACGGGCCAGAGAAGGAGCUGAUCUGGAACACGUCACAGAGCGCCGACUCGCGCUGUCUUCGCAAAAGCAUUGCAGAGCUGCUGAAUAUUCAGGCUGAUACUAUUGUCAUGGCUAAGCACUUUCCACAGAAAUUCACAUGGCUUCCCAUCACAGAAAUGUCAGUGUCUAGGUCGGAGAGUCAUAAAGGCAGAAAGAAGUCGCGCCUUCCGAAACUUCCAAGUUUGAAACAACCUCCAUUUCAUAUAACAGAUGGCGACAUCAUAGGCGUGCAGUCUCACCGUGAUAACAAAUAUGACUUCAACACAGUGGAAGAUGAUGAGGGGCUAGAAGAACUUAAGAGAGAAGCUGAGGAGAAGAGGAAGAUGAGAGAAGAAAGGAAGAAUGCUUCUAAUGGAACUGGAUCUAGAAAACGAAAACCAGAAGUUCCUUUGAAGAUUAAAGUGGACAGUUUCACGUGACACUUUCAGACUUAUCACGUUCUGUGAUUGCUCACUGUACCAUGUUUGUUCAAAACAAUUUAGGGUACCAAAUAAGAGUUAAGUGUUCCUAUGAUAUCAUUCUUGCACGACGUUUGACAGCAGCAGAAGGAACCAAAUGAUGACAUCACUGAUGUCCAUCAUUAAUGGAAUGGAUGACCUCCAUUUUCUGCUAAAUAUCAGAGCAUCUGUGCUGAAAUUGCAAAUAUUGGUGGUUCAGUUGCAAUGUUUUCUAAAAUCUGAUUACUGUGGUUCUCUUUCUUAUACAGGGCACACAGCAAUUUCAGUGUUACCACAGGGCUUUAUGGUAAAUACUAUCAUUAAGGGCUUUAUAAAAACAAAUAAGGGUGGAUGGGGUGGGGAGCAUUGUGUUAAAAGUCUUCUAAGGGGAGUGUGUGUUGAUCAAGGGAAACCACAUUUGAGACUGAUUCACACAGUUUGUCACUGAAUCAUUUAGUUCGUAACGGUGAAAUAUAGGUAUUACUUUCCCAGCAACAGUGACAGUAUAACGGUGAAAUAUAGCUAUUACUUUCCCUGUAACGGUGAAAUAUAGGUACUACUUUCCUGACAACAGUAACAGUGAAAUAUAGCUGUUACUUUCCCGGUAACGGUGAAAUAUAGGUACUACUUUCCUGACAACAGCGACAGUGUAACCGUGAAAUAUGGGUACUACUUUCCUGACAACAGUGACAGUGUAACAGUGAAAUAUAGGUACUACUUUCCUGACAACAGCGACAGUGUAACUGUGAAAUAUAGGUACUACUUUCCUGACAACAGGGACAGUGUAACAGUGAAAUAUAGGUACUACUUUCCUGACAACAGUGACAGUGUAACUGUGAAAUAUAGGUACUACUUUCCUGACAACAGCGACAGUGUAACAGUGAAAUAUAGGUACUACUUUUCUGGCAACAGCAACAGUGAAAUAUAGGUACUACUUUCCUGGCGACAGUGUAACGGUGAAAUAUAGGUACUACUUUCCUGACAACAGCGACAGUGUAACGGUGAAAUAUAGGUACUACUUUUCUGGCAACAGCGACAGUGAAAUAUAGGUACUACUUUUCUGGCAACAGCGACAGUGUAACGGUGAAAUAAAGGUACUACUUUCCUGGCAACAGCAACAGUGAAAUAUAGGUACUACUUUCCUGGCGACAGUGUAACGGUGAAAUAUAGGUACUACUUUCCUGGCAACAGCAACAGUGAAAUAUAGGUACUACUUUCCUGGCGACAGUGUAACGGUGAAAUAUAGGUACUACUUUCCUGGCAACAGCAACAGUGAAAUAUAGGUACUACUUUCCUGGCGACAGUGUAACGGUGAAAUAUAGGUACUACUUUCCUGACAACAGCAACAGUGAAAUAUAGGUACUACUUUUCUGGCAACAGCGACAGUGUAACGGUGAAAUAAAGGUACUACUUUCCUGGCAACAGCAACAGUGAAAUAUAGGUACUACUUUCCUGGCAACAGCAACAGUGAAAUAUAGGUACUACUUUCCUGGCGACAGUGUAACGGUGAAAUAUAGGUACUACUUUCCUGACAACAGUAACAGUGAAAUAUAGCUGUUACUUUCCCGGUAACGGUGAAAUAUAGGUACUACUUUCCUGACAACAGUAACAGUGAAAUAUAGCUGUUACUUUCCCGGUAACGGUGAAAUAUAGGUACUACUUUACUGACAACAGCGACAGUGUAACCGUGAAAUAUGGGUACUACUUUCCUGACAACAGUGACAGUGUAACAGUGAAAUAUAGGUACUACUUUCCUGACAACAGCGACAGUGUAACUGUGAAAUAUAGGUACUACUUUUCUGGCAACAGCGACAGUGUAACGGUGAAAUAAAGGUACUACUUUCCUGGCAACAGCAACAGUGAAAUAUAGGUACUACUUUCCUGGCAACAGCAACAGUGAAAUAUAGGUACUACUUUCCUGGCGACAGUGUAACGGUGAAAUAUAGGUACUACUUUCCUGGCAACAGCAACAGUGAAAUAUAGGUACUACUUUCCUGGCGACAGUGUAACGGUGAAAUAUAGGUACUAUCCUGGCAACAGCGACAGUGUAACGGUGAAAUAUAGGUACUACUUUCCUGGCAACAGCGACAGUGUAACAGUGAAAUAUAGGUACUACUUUCCUGGCAACAGCAACAGUGAAAUAUAGGUACUACUUUCCUGGCGACAGUGUAACGGUGAAAUAUAGGUACUAUCCUGGCAACAGCGACAGUGUAACGGUGAAAUAUAGGUACUACUUUCCUGGCAACAGCGACAGUGUAACGGUGAAAUAUAGGUACUACUUUCCUGGCGACAGUGUAACGGUGAAAUAUAGGUACUACUUUCCUGGCAACAGCAACAGUAUCAAUGUUGGUGUUUAGCUCCAAUGUUAUAUGUUUGUGUUCGGGUCCUAGAUCAGUGAAACUUGGUUAAUAGUUGCACCUAUGAAAGUUCAUUAUUUCAAUAUAUGUAUCAUUGUUUUAAGAAAAAUACAAAAAAAAUUAUUAAAUGAAAUAUAUAUUUAUA
Messenger RNA from Gigantopelta aegis, 6347 nucleotides. RefSeq names its product ubiquitin carboxyl-terminal hydrolase 40-like. Gene Ontology annotation, cellular component: cytosol; nucleus. Gene Ontology annotation, molecular function: cysteine-type endopeptidase activity; cysteine-type deubiquitinase activity. The record is from RefSeq and is a predicted model, not a curated record. NCBI's taxonomy places the organism in Eukaryota, Metazoa, Mollusca, Gastropoda, Neomphalida, Peltospiridae. The transcript is spliced from 32 exons. Gene Ontology annotation, biological process: protein deubiquitination. Bases 114 to 3827 code for a protein of 1237 amino acids.